AUGGUCAAACUCACAGACUUACUUGACAGUAGCACCUCUUCAACGGGUAUGGCACAUGCCCACCGCUCCACAGCAUUACCCCAUCCUGGCACACACAUCAGCACUCGAGACCAGUACUCUCCAGCGACGCCAUCCUUCAGGAGGGUGUCGGAGCACCAGCCCAGAUCUCCAUCGUACCCAACUGCUCUACGCCGUCACCCCAUCUCGCCAACGUCUAGUCCCAUUACCGGUUUCACGGCGCCCACGGCUCUGAGGAUGGACUCCGGUCACUACCCUUCGUCCUCCUCGAGGGCACAGGCGAGCGUGCCUCCACUGGGCAGCAUCAACCCCCUCGGCAUUCUCCAAUACACUGACGGAAACAUGGGGCAAGUCAAGAUUGACAUACAAGGCAAUAUCGACAAGGGCUUCUUCCAGUCUGAAGGAGACUGGACCUGCUACAGGAGGAACUACUUUUCUUGCAUCUGCUCCUUCGGCCUGACCCCGCACUAUCCUGGUCAGGGUCUACAAUUCACACCGCAAGGCUCGACACAACCGUACUCAGUUCUCGGUUUCGCCAUGUCCAUCUCUGCUGUUGUUGCUGAGAACGAUACCCACGUUAUCGACCUCGUACAGCAUACGCCUAAAAGAGACAAAGGUCCCGUCGAGAAACCGGGCAAAGUGCGCCUCCACCCGAAACACCCUCAAAUGUCGCAUCCUCUCGGCCUCUACUCCCACGAUACCGGGAUAGGAGGUUCGUCAAGACUCGGCGGGUAUGACGCCCCAGGUGGAUUCGUUGGUCAACAAGGUGGCGGUGACUCGUACCAGACAGAACACACAUUUGAGCGCAUCCAGUUCAAGCAGGCUACAGCAAACAAUGGGAAGAGGCGAGCUGCCCAACAGUACUAUCACCUUCUGAUCGAGUUGUGGGCCGAUGUAGGAUCGCAAGGCCCGGACAACUAUGUACGGGUCGCCUAUCGAAAGUCGGCCAAGAUGAUUGUGCGUGGCCGGUCGCCAGGGCACUAUCAGAGCGAGAGGCGCGCCAGCACAAGCAGCGGGCCAGGAGGCUCGGGCGGGAGCUUCACCGGAUACCCAACUAACUCGAUCAUCGGUCCCGACUUUGGGUCCGCAGGUGCGAUGGUCGGAAGCGGAUACGGGGGAGGCUUCGACUCCCGGGGAAGCGCCCAUUACGGGUCGACACGACACCAUCCAGAACUCGAAACCAUGCUGCCGCCAGAAGACGCCAAAGCCAUCGAGACGACGAAGGAAUACCAAUAUUAUCCGGGUCAUAUUUACGACACGAGCGAUUCCAGGGGUGGCGUGGAAAUGUUCACCCAUAGCCGCCACGCGCAGGACAACUUGGUACCGCACAUGACGCCAACCUACGACCCUCUCCACGACAGAGUCAAGCGGGAUCCUGAGGGGGCGAUGUUGCCAAGCAUUUUCCAACCUGGGGCACUCAUGUCGAACCAAAGAUGCGGUCCUUUUGAGGGCAAGCCGACGUCGGGUGGGUACUAUCCAACAAUGGUGCCCCCGUCCGGUGUCAAUGUCUCCAACAUGACAUGA
Messenger RNA from Colletotrichum abscissum, 1542 nucleotides. Its product is annotated as NDT80/PhoG like DNA-binding family protein. The record is from RefSeq and is a predicted model, not a curated record. Gene Ontology annotation, biological process: positive regulation of transcription by RNA polymerase II; meiotic cell cycle. Lineage: Eukaryota; Fungi; Ascomycota; Sordariomycetes; Glomerellales; Glomerellaceae. The transcript has a single exon. Gene Ontology annotation, molecular function: DNA-binding transcription factor activity; DNA binding. Gene Ontology annotation, cellular component: nuclear chromosome. Bases 1 to 1542 code for a protein of 513 amino acids.